This is a messenger RNA of Fibroporia radiculosa, 816 nucleotides long. RefSeq lists its product as uncharacterized. Lineage: Eukaryota; Fungi; Basidiomycota; Agaricomycetes; Polyporales; Fibroporiaceae. The record is from RefSeq and is a predicted model, not a curated record. Bases 1 to 816 code for a protein of 271 amino acids. The transcript has 6 exons.
AUGUCGGGACUCAGAGGCGUCAAAGCGUUUGUGUUUGAUGUAUUCGGCACAGUCGUCGACUGGCGGAGCAGUGUUGUGAAACAGCUGCGAGAGAGCACCGAAGGGAAGGUUGCCACUGGCCAGAUCGACUGGGAUGACUUUGCGAGCGAGUGGAGGGCAGGCUAUUACAAGCUGACCAAUCAUAUCGCCAAUGGCGGAGAAGGGCCGUCGACGAUAGACGAGAUGUAUUACCAGAUUCUGAACUCGAUGCUAGACACGCCGCGAUGGGAGCAGCUGGCCAAACUGUGGAACGAGCAGGAGCGCAGGGAGCUGGUGUUGUUCUGGCAUCGACUAGAUGGUAUAUCCCUGCCGCAUAUGCCGUUCCAUUUCCUCCAUUGUGACCCGCGAGUGCCCACAGGCUGGCCUGAUGCGACCAAGGGCCUCUACGCGCUGAAGGCGCACGCUAUCAUCGGGACACUGUCCAACGGGAACGUCAGGCUCCUUGUCGACAUGGCGAAGCACGCAGACUUGCCGUGGGAUGUAGUCUUUGCGGGCGACAUCCUCGGCUCGUACAAACCCAACCCGAAGAUGUACCUCGGCGCGCUGCAGUAUCUUGCAUUGCAGCCGCACGAGUGCGCGAUGGUCGCAGCCCACAUCUAUGAUCUGCGCGCAGCGGCAAGCCACGGCAUGAAGACCGUGUACAUCCCGCGCCUGGGUGAAGACCAGAGCUUGGAAACGGCGCCGAGGUCUAAGCAAGAUGGCGGCGAAGUCGAUAUCAUCGUGAACUCGCUCGUCGAGUUGGCCGAGGUUUGGGUGCAGGACAACAGGCAUGUGUGA